AUGACAUCCGUUGUAGUUGGAGGAUUAUUUAAUGCCGUGGCCUUUGCCGGAGCCGGAUUUCUUUUCUCGAAAUUAAAUGGACAAGGAUACAAGGAAGAAGUGAAAAGACAUAACCAAGCAUUGGAAAAACUUGCGAAAACAAAAGAAAAAUUUUAUGAAUCCGAAGUAAAGCGUAGGAAUGAUGAAGCCCGACAUCGAGCCGAGAUCCUGGAUGCUAACAAGGACAUUGAGGAAACAAACAGAGCGCUGGAAGAUUUAAGAAAUUUUAUGAGACUCAUGGACGACUCGACAUCGCAACGGAAACCAAAAUUGGAAGAUUAUUAUCAAGCGUAUGACGGAAUAAAAACGUAUGCGAUGAUGACAAAGGGUGUUUUGGGAGUUGGUAGCGCCUACGGACUGACACGAAUACUUUAA
Molecule: messenger RNA, 414 nt
Organism: Paramuricea clavata
Lineage: Eukaryota; Metazoa; Cnidaria; Anthozoa; Malacalcyonacea; Plexauridae
Source: the annotation of a GenBank genome assembly